Melitaea cinxia (Glanville fritillary) is the source of this 510-nucleotide messenger RNA. RefSeq names its product von Hippel-Lindau-like protein (gene Vhl). The coding region runs from base 1 to 510 and encodes 169 amino acids. The transcript has a single exon. The record is from RefSeq and is a predicted model, not a curated record. Lineage: Eukaryota; Metazoa; Arthropoda; Insecta; Lepidoptera; Nymphalidae.
AUGGCGGAGAGAGAGACAGAAGAACACGAUGUUAUAUACGAAUUAGAUGAAAAAGGGCAAAGGGUCGUUGUCAAAUCCCUAGAGUCGACUUCCCGUGCGUAUCUUCGUUUCACGAACAAAACGUCGCGACCAGUCGAUGUCUGGUGGCGAGACUUCCAUGGAGCCAGGCGACACUAUGUACGAUUGGACUCGGGCACUUACUUUGAUAUUAAUUCGUUUAUAACACACCCCUGGGAAUUCACAGACGUAGCUACUAAGGAAAGCUAUGUGAUCAAUAAUAAAACUAUCUACAGACCACCCACGAAUAUUGGAGGGAUGAUGUACAGAACUAACUGGAACAUAACAAUAGCGGUAAGAAGUCUCCGUCACACAGUAUUGCUGACACUCGCUGUUAAAAUUGACGAUCCUAAUGCAGUAAAUGCUCUCGGCUUACCGAGAGUACUUGCUGAGGAGCUACAGAACCUAAUCACCCUGUUUCACAGGCCGAAGACCCCUCCACAGCGGGACUGA